Molecule: messenger RNA, 1520 nt
Organism: Capsella rubella
Lineage: Eukaryota; Viridiplantae; Streptophyta; Magnoliopsida; Brassicales; Brassicaceae
Product: alcohol dehydrogenase-like 2
Exons: 9
Coding region: 108-1274 (388 amino acids)
Biological process (GO): formaldehyde catabolic process
Cellular component (GO): cytosol
Molecular function (GO): S-(hydroxymethyl)glutathione dehydrogenase [NAD(P)+] activity; zinc ion binding
Source: RefSeq, a predicted model, not a curated record
UAAAAUGAGAUAAUAUAAGAAGAGUGACCGGAAAAUGUAUAUAUAUAAGAAGAAACAAGUGACCAUCUCUCUCUCUCAGAUCACUCCAUCAUAAUCCGUCAUUAACCAUGGAAAAGACUUCAUUCUCCAGCACACAAGGAAAGCCGAUUCGAUGCAAAGCCGCAAUUUUACGAAAAGCAAGGGAACCAUUGGUGAUAGAAGAGAUCCAAGUUGAUCCACCAAGAGCUUAUGAAAUUAGGAUCAAGAUUUUGUGCACUUCUCUAUGUCACACCGAUCUUACUUUCUCGAAACUAGACAGUGGACCUCUUGCUAGGUUUCCUAGGAUUCUAGGACACGAAGCAGUCGGUGUGGUCGAGAGUACUGGAGAAAACGUGGACGGAUUCGAACAAGGCGACGUCGUUUUGCCAGUGUUUCACCCUCAAUGUGAAGAAUGCAAAGACUGCAAAUCUCCAAAGGGCAACUGGUGCACCAGAUAUACCAACGAUUUCUUAUCAAACACUAGACGAUACGGAAUGAGUUCUAGAUUCAAAGACUCUUCCGGAGAAGACAUUUACCAUUUUUUGUUUGUCUCGAGUUUUACUGAAUACACCGUCGUAGAUAUCGCACAUCUCGUCAAGAUCUCCCCGGAGAUUCCCGUUCACAAAGCAGCCUUGCUAGGCUGCUGCGUCUCCACAGGAGUUGGAGCUGUGUGGAAGGUGGCUGAUGUGGAGAAAGGUUCCACUGUCGCUAUCUUUGGCCUUGGUGCUGUUGGACUUGCGGUUGCAGAAGGAGCCAGGCUGCGUGGGGCUGCACGGAUCAUUGGUGUGGAUCUCAAUCCAGAAAAGUUUGAAAUAGGUAAACAAUUCGGGAUCACGGAUUUCGUCAACCCUACUUUGUGUGGAGAGAAGAAAACUAGCCAAGUGAUUAACGAUAUGACAGAAGGAGGAGUUGACUAUAGUUUUGAAUGCAUUGGUUUAUCUUCAUCGAUGGAGGAGGCUUUCAAUAGCACUCGCCCGGGAUCGGGUAAAACGGUAGUAUUGGGGAUGGAAAAAGAUGCUAUGCCAAUAAGCUUGGGUAGUUAUGAUCUUCUUAGAGGCAGAACUGUAUGUGGAACAUUAUUUGGUGGUUUGAAACCCAAACUUGAUAUUCCCAUUCUCGUGGAUCGUUAUUUAAAAAAGGAGCUAAACUUGGACGGUCUGAUUACACACGAAUUGAAGUUUGAGGAAAUUAACAAAGCUUUCGAAUUAUUGGCUGAAGGGAGCUCUAUCCGUUGCAUUCUAUGGAUGGAUAAAUAAUUACAAUUUCUUACAUUUACCCAAACCAUCGAUGGUAACAAAGAAGAAUAAAAAGAAAAAAAGAAAAAAAGAAAAAGCAAUUUGAGGAUGAUGUAAUUUUCUUACAUUUACCCAAACCAUCGAUGGUAACAAAGAAUAAUUAAAAAAAAAUAUAGCAAUUUGAGAAUGAUGUAAUUCCUUUGUUGAGAUAUUGAAUUUGCUCAUAUUGUUUCAUUUAUGGUUGAAGAUAAACACAUUUUUGUGCUA